Macrosiphum euphorbiae (potato aphid) is the source of this 411-nucleotide messenger RNA. The record is from the annotation of a GenBank genome assembly. Lineage: Eukaryota; Metazoa; Arthropoda; Insecta; Hemiptera; Aphididae.
AUGCAUAACGAUGAUAGCAUUGAUACUGACUGUGCUAGAUCAAAGCCUGAAAUGAUCAAAUUUUAUAACUCGACCAAAGGAGGAGUCGACACUGUUGACCAAAUGAAAGGAAAGUAUUCCGUCUCAAGAAACAGCCGGCGUUGGCCAUUGACAAUAUUUUUUUCUGUUCUAAAUAUUGCGGGCAUAAAUAGCCAAAUUAUUUAUGCUAGUAACACUAAUGCAAAAAUUGUUCGCAGAGAAUAUUUAAAAUGUCUUUCAAAAGCAUUAAUUUAUAAAUAUAUGUUGGAAAGAGUACAGAUAAAAAACAUUCCAAUGAAUAUAAAAGUUCGAAUACGUGAAAUCACAAAUGCUAUAGAGGAACCAGUACAAAAGACGUCAAAUGCUCCUGGAAGAUGUGCAUUUUGUAAUUGA